CUUUCCGUACGUGAAGUUUAGCCGCAAUGCUAGCAGUUUUGUUAUCCAUCACUAUCUCUUCCUCUUCAGCGCUGGGUGAUGUUAAGUGUUACACAAAGUCCUCAGUGAUGACAUCAAUCAGAAUUCAGAUAAGAAGACACCGGUUAGCUGGCCUACACUCAAAAUGAGUCCUCAUUUAGAUUUUGCAUUUAAGAUUGUGCACUGCUGACUUUCUGCUGAAGACAACAAUCAGAAAGCAAAAAAGUCUAUAUGUUUGUGACUGGGUUUGUAUGGGAAGUUUAGGACAUUCAGACAGGGGGGCCUGAAUGCUUAUUAGACGGCUGAGAACUAAAUCAGAUAGCUUCGAUGAUGGGUCCUGUUUUGGUUUGGCUCCAGGACGUGGCAGCUGUGACUCUGUUGAGGGCUCAGCGUACUCUGUUGCGGGCCGCCAUCUUCUUCUGUGUGUUAGUGCUGCUGCUUUGGGUGUCAAUCUUUUUGUAUGGCAGCUUCUACUACUCCUACAUGCCCACCGUGAGCUUUUCCACACCCGUGAAUUACCACUACAGAAGCGAUUGUGAGUCUGCCAGCUCUGUUCUCUGUUCCUUCCCAGUGGCGAAUGUCUCUCUCCUAAAAAAUGGCAAAGAGCAGGUGCUGAUGUACGGUCAGCCUUAUCGGGUAUCACUUGAGCUGGAGAUGCCGGAAUCGCCUGUCAACGAGCAGCUUGGCAUGUUCUUGGUCAAAAUGUCCUGCUACACCAAAGAAGGAAAAACCAUGUCCACCGUGACACGCUCUGCCAUGCUGCAUUAUCGUUCCAGUCUUCUGCAGACCCUCAGCACCUUGGUGUUCUCCCCAGUGCUGCUCUCAGGUUUGUCAGAGCAGAAGCAGCUUAUAGAGGUGGAGCUCUUCUCAGACUAUAAGUCGGACUCUUAUCACCCCACUAUUGGGGCUGUAAUAGAGAUUCAGUCUCGGCAUGUGCAGAUCUACUCUGCCCAGCUUAGGAUCCACGCCCACUUCACUGGAAUCAGAUACCUCUUGUAUAAUUUCCCACUAACCUCUGCAGUCCUAGGAGUUGCCAGUAACUUCACGUUCCUCAGUGUGAUUAUGCUCUUCAGUUACCUGCAGUUUAUUUGGGGAGGAUUGUGGCCCCCAGAGCAGGUUAGAGUCAAGGUAAUGAUGGGAGACACAACACGUCUACAAAAGAGAAAAGAUGAAGCUAGGAGACGCAUGCACACCACCGCUAGCGCACCAAAUCUGAAGUAUGAGAAGGGCCAGGAUGCACCUUCAGACCAACCAGCAGAGGCUGAGAAAACUAAAGGUGAUCUAGACACACUUGGUGCGAUUAAUUUUCUUGGUGAACCUUCACUAAAUGAAGAGAAUGAUCUUAAUGUUCCACAUCCCCCAGAGAUCAACACGAGUGACGACACUGAGCUUGAAAUGAAAACUACGGAGGACACAAGCUUACGGCAGAGACACGGGCCCUGGAUGCGCCUGUGAGUCCCCUUUUAGGAAAACAUUUCCGGAUCACGACUGAUUUAAUGUGUGCACCAGUGGAAGUGUCGCUGUUGUAUGCUUGUUGUACAGGUACCUCACUGAGCUUUCUCAUUCCCCUCAGCUCUCCAGCUGUGCCUGAUGCUCACACUCUGAGUAGCCUUUCACAGUAAUGUUAAUGCAAACCUCAGAUGUAUUUAUUUUUAGCCAUCGCUUAUUGUUGUUUGCUUUAAGUACACUCCUUUGCUCCUACUGUAUGUGCAUUUAUUUCACUUGUAAUGAAAGUUUUAACUGCAGAUUCUACUCACAAAUUGUUUUUAUAGACUUUAAAUCCUGCUUUGAGGUCAGGGUUAAACAGAGUCUUGUGUUACAUUAUUUUAUAGCUUUAGGUUAUUGGUUUAUAUAGGUCAAAAAUAAUGUAUUGUGUGCGCAUGCAACACCACUGCUAGAAAACAAACACAGUUUUUGGAUUAUAUAUAUAUUAUAUAAUUUAUUAUAUAUUUCAGAUAUGUCAAAUACAGAUAUAAAAAAGUCAACAAACUUAAUAAAAAAAAAAACCUGUUAGUAAAAUGUUACUGUUGACACCAUGGACCAUUCGGUACUGUGGGUAAUAAGUUUUCCUUAAGAACAUAAUACAUGAUUUAGGUAGUCUAUAAAACACUUAAAGAACGCUAUACUAUGACAAGUGUAUCAAGUGUUCAAGAAUGUUAGAAAUGUACACUGCCCGGCCAAAAAAAAAAGUCACCAUUUGUAGAAUUGUCAAAUUAUUGAGCUGCAUCAAGCAAAGAGAACAACUUAAGUGGUUUGAUGUUACUGGACUGGUUUUACCCACAAAUGUAAUAACCUGGUCAUUCAUGUUGUUAGCUGACUUUUGUUUAUUGCUGAGCGUAGACUUGACCUUCUGAAGCAACCUCAGAUCAUAACAUUGCCUUUAAAGGCUUGUACAGUGGCCACUAGGGGUGCAACACAGAAUUCGCUUUCCUUUUUUUUUGUGGAUUUUUCCCAGAUUUUCCCCCUAAUUUAGUUGCAUCCAAUUCCGACCCAUCACUAGUUGGCUCCCACAUCAAGACUAUUACUACUACCAAUCAGAGAUGGCCAAAGACAAUUGUGUCCCCCAAACUUUUUUUCACCGUAAUCAAAGCUAAAGGCACUCAAUGAAAUCUUGAAGUGUGCAAUUUUUCCUUUGGCUGGGCAGUGUAUGUGGUGACCUGGAAAAACAUGACCAUGUGGUCUGUAUUCAGUUUUAUAUCACAUGACUUAUUUUUAAAUGUAGUAAAUUUUAUUGGCUUGGUAUGAAACAAGUGUUGACAUGUAUAGUAUUUUGUUUUUAUUUUAUUUAUUUAAUAAAAUAUUGUUUCAUUGUACUGCA
Messenger RNA from Clarias gariepinus (North African catfish), 2836 nucleotides. RefSeq names its product BSCL2 lipid droplet biogenesis associated, seipin (gene bscl2). The transcript has 11 exons. Gene Ontology annotation, cellular component: endoplasmic reticulum membrane. The record is from RefSeq and is a predicted model, not a curated record. Gene Ontology annotation, biological process: lipid droplet organization; lipid storage. Lineage: Eukaryota; Metazoa; Chordata; Actinopteri; Siluriformes; Clariidae. The coding region runs from base 346 to 1473 and encodes 375 amino acids.